Molecule: messenger RNA, 1338 nt
Organism: Aegilops tauschii subsp. strangulata
Lineage: Eukaryota; Viridiplantae; Streptophyta; Magnoliopsida; Poales; Poaceae
Source: RefSeq, a predicted model, not a curated record
AUGCACGGGAGGUGCGGGAGGAGAAGGGAAGCCGCCGCCAAGAAGGCGGAGGCCGACAAGGCGGCGCAAGCGGACGCGGACGCUGCGGCCAAGGCCCAAGCCGAUGCCGCGGCGAAGAUGCAGGCCGAGGACGCAGCGCGCCGCGGAACCCCGCUGCUCGUCACCCCCCUGCGCUCUGCGCCACCAGCGCCAGAGUUCUCGGCGCCGAAUGGGGGAGCCGGCGACGAGCAGCCGAUCAAGGAGAGGGAGGGCAGCGACGCCGUCCUGCCGGAGAUGGAGGAUUACCACAACAUCCGCGCGGCUUCCUUCAAUGCCAACAUCCGGGAGCUGGACCGAAGGACUGCUGACUUGACGGAAAGCCGGAAGACCAACGCCGUCUUGCAGCAGCAACUGGGCGAAGCCAACACUGCACUGUGUGCCAAGGAGGAUGAGUGCAACAAGGCGGCCCAAGAGCGCGACCGCCUAGCCAAGGAACUGAAGGACCAGGCAGAGCUUCACAAGGCGGCCCUGAAGCAGGAGGCAGACAACGAAACCAAGCUGCUAGCUGGGUUUGACACCGAGCGCUCGGGCUGGGCCGAGACGAGGGCGGCGCUGACUUUCGGCUAUGCCGAGAUUGAAGACAUAGUCGAUGACUUCUUUCCUGGCAACUCCGUCGCCGCCAAUCAGGCUAUUGAGGCUCGUCGCGAGGAACAAAGGGCGGAAGGCGCGGAGAUUGCUACCGAUGCCCCUCGGUCCCUUAGCGAGCAGCUCCUUAGCAUUCAAGCUCGCCUCCAGCCAGCCAGCCGGAUGCUCCGCCGGCUACAGCGUGCCGGGGCUCAAGCGAUCUCCGCCCUCUGGCCGGACAUGCAAGCCCCGCUCACCCCCAGUCGGACUGCCGACUGGUUGGAAGUGGCCGCCGGCCGUCUUGAGCUGACCACGUUCCGGCAAGAAGCCAGCGCCGAGUUGGUGGCGGUGGAGCGUGACCUCCAAAUUCGCGCGUCGGUGAUUGCCGAGUAUACCAACACCGGUAUCUUCGUCCCUGAGCUGAACGAAAACGGCGUCGAGGCGCCGCCUGAGUGGUUCGGGCUGAACCCGGAUGAUGGUGAAGAUUCAACAGAAGUCAUCGACUCCAGUGACGAAGGGGAAGGCGAGGAAGACGAGGAUGAUGAAGACGGCGCGCGGGAGGUCGGAGCGGACGGCCAGCCUCAGCACGACCGCGCCUCCAGCAACAAGCCGCGUGCAAGCACGCCGACUAUCGCUGAGAACCGCCAGGCCAAGACUCGCCAGCCGACCACUCCACCAGCCGGCGCCCCCGACUCCACCAACCUGCCGGACUCGCCCGCUGCUCCCUUGGUCUAG